AUGUCUCAGAUAUCACACGCGUCCUUUUGGGGCUUGCGGGUUUCCCCGAACGUUUCCGAUACCGGCCGGUUCAGUGCGAUGGCGAAACUCAAAUCGAAAGUCGGUGACUCGUCACAACCGGAUGGCGCAGACUUGUACACCUUCCUAACGCCACUUUACUACUUGGCUAAAGCCACCGGUCUUUGGCCGCAAACGAUGAAACGCUCAUGGCCAGGUUUUACGAUUUGGAGUGUGCUCUAUCAGGUUGGGUUGUAUGCCUUUAUCGGGUUCUGUAUUUAUGUAAAUAGCGACGUUGCUCUUUGGAGCCAGUACAUGAAGGAUAUUGAUUCGAAUAUUUUGCAAUAUGGACUGCAGAUUCACGUUAUCAAUGGCCUGGCGAUGGCAAUCAUCAUGAGCGUGGUGAAUUUAGUUCAGCAUAGAAAAAAGUGGAGAUUUUUGGAAAUGUUGUCCGAUACCAACGAGAUAUUUUCCAAAGAAUUUUUCGUUGUAAUUCCAUACAAUACAAUUAAAAUCGUGAUUUAUUGGGUGAUGUUUUUUGAGCACGUAAUUCUGAUUACAGUGAUAUUAAGCUACUAUUACCUGUUGGCGCACAAACUAAAGAUUGUGACGAAACUACUGUACGUUUCAUACUACAUAAUCAACAUUACCACAAUGGUUUUCACCAUAGACUAUAUAUCCUUCGUCCUUUCGAUUCGAAGCAGAAUGAUUUUGGUGAAUCGCUGCUUAAAGCAGCUGCUGUUUGAUAAGAGCGAUGAACGUUUUCUCGAAUCGGAUAUGAGUACGCCAACGAUACUAUACGACGAGAUUUUUAGCAUUUAUGGAAGCGCAAAAAAGGAUUCAAAUCAACCCGGAAUGCGAAUCGGAAAGGAUCCCAGCAAACAGCCGCCUUCUAAAAAGUCCUCUUUAAUGAGAUUUCUGCCUAAUGUUUUCAUUUACGACAAGAUGAUCAUAAAGCGGCCGAAAAUAGAUCGGUAUUCAACGUCGCUGGAAAUUUCACAGUUUAUCGAUAAACUGUCCUAUGUGCACUACAAGGUCGGAGAAAGCGUGAUUCAGUUGAACAGAAUUUAUUCCCUACAAUUAAUGCUUCACUUUUGCGCAAUGUUCUUGUUCCUGGUUUUUGGACUGUUUGCUUUAUAUAAAGCCUUCAAUGUAAGCUCGACUCCCUUCAGACUAUUGGCCACAGCAAAUGGAUUUUGGAUUGUGUAUUACUUGGUAACAAUCGCUGGGAUUAUAAGUGUGACAUCAAGUACAGUGGAAACCAACUAUGCAUCCGGUGAUACUGUGCAUCAAAUCAUACGAAACUCCCAGAGCACGUUGGGGAAUGACAUUGUAGAGAAGCUCUCUACCUUCGCACUGCAGCUUAAAAUGCGACGCGUUGCAUUUUCUUGUGGACUAUUUCACUUUGAUUGGCCGCUGUUCGCUUCGAUUCUAGCUGCCAUUGCUAUGUACUUGGUGUUUUUGAUUCAAUUCGAUGUUUCACCGACGCAAGCAAACGUUUCAAAAGAAACGUGA
Molecule: messenger RNA, 1512 nt
Organism: Sabethes cyaneus
Lineage: Eukaryota; Metazoa; Arthropoda; Insecta; Diptera; Culicidae
Product: gustatory receptor for bitter taste 66a-like
Exons: 7
Coding region: 1-1512 (503 amino acids)
Biological process (GO): sensory perception of taste
Cellular component (GO): membrane; neuronal cell body; dendrite
Source: RefSeq, a predicted model, not a curated record